AUGUCGCCAGGCUAUGACAAACCCACAACGAGCUCCACAUCUCGCGUGAUUAACACAGGAUCUCGCGAGCAGACCUAUCCUCCGACUGUACAAAAAAGACGGAACCGAUUCGAAUCCCCUACUCAAGUGACGUCUCCAGAGGAAACGAAGCAUGCACAGCCAAUAUCUUCCGCAGCUGACCAUUCUGGCUCACCAGCAUUGAUCAACCAGGAACAGCCAAUCGAGCAUCACAAGCCGCCUCAUACAGACCGCAAGCAUCCUGGUUAUCUGCAGGGCAAAAACCCGUAUGGCCAAGUCCUGGACCGAAUCGAACACCCUUAUCGUGAGCCUAGAACAACUGUGACCGAGGACAAAAAAAUUACUCCGACUAUCUCGGAACUUGGCAGUCUUCCAGACACACACAGUGUAUCUGAGCCCAGACCGCAAGCAUCACUGCCAGCGCAUAAGCCGAUAGAUGAGCAACCGCAUCAACAGUCUCGACAGGUACCUUUCAAUACGAAAGGGCCAGUUUCAGUGCGAUCAGCCAAAGACUUCUUCGAAACGAGAUCCUCGCAACACUCACAAUGCCCUCCUUUCCCGCCUUCGGUGCCUGCUCCUAGCGCCAAACCUUCCACACGCAUACAAGAGUCGGUUCAACCCUCCAAUGAAGGAGACAUUCAUGUUCCUAGUGCAGAAGUUAUACAUGACGCAGCAAAAGAAGCCCCUGAUAAAGAGCCACCGCCGCCCCGCCCGACAGAGUCCUCUGACAUCGUCGAGUUAGUAGAGCCCACGUCCUCUAGCUUAGGAGACGAGACGCACGGGUCUGCCACCGACGUUCCAGCAAGGAACACCCCGUCUCCACCCCAAGUGUUGGUAUCCGACUAUGGGCACAGCGAGUCAGGAAUACAAAAAGAUAGUAUAGGCCGCAGAAAGUCGACAAAUGUUUUUGUAGACCCACCACGUGGCGCUCAAUUUCUCGGUUCUGAACGAGUUGCAAAGAAGGGUUCUGAGCAAGUCGCAGCCUCGCCUGCGCCGCCUAGUUCUGAGAAAACAACAAAGUCAACCGCUCAAUCACGGACAUCUGACAAAAUUGUGAGGCGUCCAACUGCAUGUAAAUCGAUAGCAGCUGCUGAGACUAGUGAAGGCGGAAUCUCGAGGUCCUCUCCGCCCCAGACAGAAGGCCGACGUGCGAAGUCUUGUCGCGAUGUUCGAAAAGCUUUCGAAGAACACAGAUACACCGACCAAACACCGCGCAAAUAUUGCAGAUUAUGCGGCGCUGCUCUGACUAGAAACAAGUCUAACAAACCAACCGAUCAUCGUAGAAGGGCUGAGGAUGUUGUGUCACCAGGUCUUAGCCACGACGGAGCCAGUUCUCCUACUCGUCGAUCUAACCCCGCGUCCUACCCAGUCACUACUGCCAACAUUGGCAUCGAAGCACAAUAUGAGGAUAUCGAGGUUCCCGAGCACGUGGACAAUCGCCAAGGAUAUGGACGGCGUGUCACACAAGACUUUGGCUUCCCAGGUGCACGUAUCCGGCGCCAUGAUUCAACAAAAAAGAGACCGCUUCAAGAUCCUGGCAAAUGGGUUAAGCGAAUGUGUGGCCAUUUCUCUUACAUGGGCCGUGAUGAGCUUCGCGAGCAAGCUCAGGCGAGGAACUGUCAACAGUGCUUGGCUCGACCAUCUUCUCAUCAAUCACAGUCCGGUUGUCUAAGACAUGCACGAGAACAAGGGACAUCCAGGUCUUCCACCUAUCAUUCCCCAGAGAAAAAGUCAUUAAAUAUUGAUAGCCGCAACCCAAGUUUUCAUCAGCGUGGAAAGCAAGGUCUACCAACAGACCACUGUGGAGACAUGUUUGCAAAAGACCUGGGUAAGAUUAUUGACCGUAUUCUCGAAGAGCAUGCAAGUACACUACAGGAUGUCAUCAACAAAAUCAAGCUCAGCCAACCCUGUUUCGGAAGUGGUAAAAGAAUGUCGGAUGAUCUCGAUGAGCAAUGCCAAACCAACAAUGUCGGCCUUGACCCUGUGCGUGUAGUGCAUCUAUCAGACAUGAACCGAUUUUUGGCUUUCCCUAUGUUCCCACCCAAGGCUGCUGAGAAGCUCAACGUUGGAGCUCACGGUCAACUGGGUCCUAAUCUCAACGAUUAUCAUUCCCAGUUGCGCCAUUCUAUAAAGACUUUAUCAGACCUAGUGCACCUGGUCAAUUCUGCAGCUGAUGAUUUUGGUCUCGACCUUGAGCAGGGACCAACACAAGAAGACGAAGAAAAGUUUCACAAUGCGCCAUACGAAGCAAUUCCCUGCGUUCCCAUCUCAACACAUCCGACAAUGUCUAGAGGGAGUGGAGAAGAGACAUCAAGUAGUAGUUCUUACAGUGAGGAUCCUUGGGUGCAACAAACACCCAGACAUCGGACACUCCUUUCUGGUGCGCGUGAACAAUACCUCAAAAAACUGGAUUCAAUUGCUGGAAGUACGAGUCUUCAGUCUCGAGGCGAUGGAGAUUUUGAGUGUUUUUCCGAAAAUACACAUCGUAACUCCAUUGGGCCAUCGAGAAACUCUACGCAGCUGGAUGGCGAUUCUUUUAGUGCUGCUACCGAGGAGGUACCUAGAAUGAGCGAAGAGAUGAUGGGAGGAAGAACCGGUCGUCCAAUCAUGCGAACCUCUACCCCCUCAACAUCUUCCACUGCCAGCGAAUGUCUGCCGGGUUUCGAGGACACAUUACCCGGGGAGAUCUAG
Messenger RNA from Exserohilum turcica Et28A, 2709 nucleotides. RefSeq lists its product as uncharacterized. The record is from RefSeq and is a predicted model, not a curated record. NCBI's taxonomy places the organism in Eukaryota, Fungi, Ascomycota, Dothideomycetes, Pleosporales, Pleosporaceae. The transcript has a single exon. The coding region runs from base 1 to 2709 and encodes 902 amino acids.